Dromiciops gliroides (monito del monte) is the source of this 1447-nucleotide messenger RNA. It is a transcript of the gene TMEM150B, whose product is annotated as transmembrane protein 150B. The coding region runs from base 86 to 781 and encodes 231 amino acids. Lineage: Eukaryota; Metazoa; Chordata; Mammalia; Microbiotheria; Microbiotheriidae. The record is from RefSeq and is a predicted model, not a curated record. The transcript is spliced from 7 exons.
AGUGAAGAGACAGGGUUAGGUCCCCUGGUUGAUGGGGCCCAAAGAUCUGGAGAGAGAGAAAGGCUGAGCACCCCGCCCCCCGGUGAUGUGGGGUUACCUGGCACUGCUCCCAAUCUGCCUGUCGGUGUGGGCUAUGGUGGGGGUCUGGACAAUCUUUGCUUUGGCCGUGUCUAACAAGUCUGUGAAUCUCACUGAUGGCUUUCCUUACAUCAGUCUCUGUGGGUCUUUCCCUCCUCAGAGCUGUAUAUUCAGUCAGCUUUUGAAUGUUGGGGCCGCCAUGGUGGCCUGUAUCUGCAUCCUCCGAUACCUCCAGCUCCAGGAAUGGGGGGUCCCUAAGGGUCCCAAUCAGCUGUGUAUGGGGAUGGGGCUCCUCUGUGCCUUGGGGGCCUCCAUCGUGGGCAACUUCCAGCAAACAAAUGAGCUCCCCACACAUCUGUUUGGGUCCUUCCUGGCCUUUGUGGUGGGCAUAGCUUACUUCUGGACCCAGGUGGUCCUGCUGCGCCAGGCCAAGCCUCAGACCCAGCCCGGGGCCCCCUGGAUCGAGUCCCUGCGCCUGCUGCUCUGCGGCAUCUGCACCGUCCUCAUGGUGACCAUGGUGGCUCUGCACCUGUGGCCCAUGCGCUCAGCAGCAGCCGUGUGCGAGUGGGCCGUGGCCAUGCUCCUAUUCCUUCUCUUCGGCCUCCUGGCUGUGGACUUUUCCGGCCUCAGUGGCUGCGUCAUAAGCCUGCAGAGCAGGCCUGCCUCCUGCCCCGCCAGUGCUGCCAACCUGUCGUCUUUCUAGUUCUCCUCGACAGCGGCUCCUCUCUGAGGCCUCCUCAUUUCCCAUCCUAGGGGGCUGUGGAUGGGAGCCUGACUCCAGCUCCCCCUUUGACUCCAACCCUGCCCUGGCUGGGUCACUGACCUCUGACCCAAGCCUGGGUCAGAGGCCACCCGGGCUCUCUGUCCUCUCCUGGGGCAGGGCCUGUAACCUCUGACCUUGGCCACAGCUGGAGGGAGCUAUGCGUGGUCUGACCUGGCCUAGUUAUGAGGGACCUGUUCUGCCCCUCGACCCCCUCCCAAACUCUCUCUGGCUCCCACGGCUCAGGGAAGGGAGGAGUGUUGGUGUGGAUAUCAGGAGCCCCUAGGGGAAGGGGCCCUGCCAUCCUCAGGAACCUUUCCCGUUAUUGGCGCUCCAGGCCCCGGGAGGCAACAGUGGUUGGAGUGUGAGGAAGAUGGAGAGAGACAGGAGACAGAAGGCGCGAAAAUUGAACUUUUCAUUUCGCGAGAGCAAAUCCGUACAGAGCGCAGGGGGGAGACAGAGGAGGAGAGACAAGGAGAGAGGGGGGCUGGGGAAACAGGGACGAGGGCCCCCCAGCCCCCGCCCCAUUGGCUAAUCCACCCACAUCCCCUCCCCUCCCCCUCCCCAUAGAUAAAUAAAUAAAUUAAUCAUAAAUAAAAUAGAAAUGGC